AUGUGUUCGCAAUCUAAAUCAUUGGGUUAUUCAAGUAGAAUGUGUGCCAUAUUAACGAUAGUUUUCGAAACGAUUAUUCUCACUUCCUCAUGUGUGUUAUGUUUGGAUAAUGGAAUGGCUACCGUACCACCUAUGGGUUGGAUGACAUGGCAACGAUUUCGAUGUCAAAUUGAUUGUCUGAACUACCCAGAAGGUUGUAUCAGUGAGAAAUUGAUUAAACGCACAGCCAAUAGACUAGUAUUAGAUGGUUGGAGAGAUGUGGGUUAUCGUUAUGUAAUAAUAGAUGAUUGUUGGCCAGAAUGGAAACGAGAUUCUAAGACUAAUGAAAUCGUUGCAGAUAAUAAACGAUUUCCUAACGGUAUUAAAAGUGUUGGACAAUAUUUACAUUCUAAAAAUCUACGAUUUGGCAUAUAUCUGGAUUAUGGAACACGAACAUGUGAAGGUUAUCCAGGAAGUAUGAAUUAUUUGGAAGUGGAUGCCAAAAGUGUGGCUAAAUGGGAAGCUGAUUAUGUAAAGAUGGAUGGAUGCAAUAGUCCAGAAAACAUUAUGUCAGAUGGUUAUGGAAAGUUUUCUAAAUUAUUGAAUGCAACCGGUAGACCAAUAGUGUUCUCAUGCAGUUAUCCUGCUUACAUUUCUUGGAUGAAAAAUACUAGUUUAAUUGACUGGAAGAAAUUGCAGAACAAUUGUAAUCUAUGGCGUAUGCUGGGCGACGUUCAAGAUAGUUGGUCAUCGGUUAUCAGUAUUAUAAAUGCAUAUAAACUCCAAAAUGCUGUGUUACCGAAAUUGGCUGGUCCAGGACACUGGAAUGAUCCUGAUAUGCUGUUGAUGGGCAAUUUUGGUCUUUCAGAUGAUCAGAAACGAGUGCAAAUGGGUAUGUGGUGCAUGUUUGCUGCCCCACUACUGAUCUCAGCUGACAUGGACAAGUUGGAUAAUUUCAGUGUAUCUCUAUUAAGUAAUGCACGUUUAUUGGCGAUAGAUCAAGAUAAAGGUGGACAUCAGGCGGAAUUCGUCAAAUCACGAAAUGAUGUACAGAUGUGGUUGAGACCGUUAGAUGGAGAUCCAAUUGGUUGGGCAAUCGCUUGUCUUUUCACGACUGAUGGUGGUGGACCGAUUCACUUUUACACAAGUCUUGAUGAAUUCAAAUCACAAUCGUAUAGGAUAUCUGGUGAUAAGUUUGAAUUGGUGGAUGUGUUCAGUGGGGACAGAUUUCAAGUGGUUCAACGAACACAGAAAUUUAUGAUUUCUAUCAAUCCAAGCGGGAUAAUGAUGUAUCGAGUUAGACGUGUUCAACAGAAGACUGUUGCUGAAGAAAUUGAUGGACUAUUUCAGACAUUGUUAUCGCCUUAA
This is a messenger RNA of Schistosoma rodhaini, 1347 nucleotides long. NCBI's taxonomy places the organism in Eukaryota, Metazoa, Platyhelminthes, Trematoda, Strigeidida, Schistosomatidae. The record is from the annotation of a GenBank genome assembly.